UCUAUCUCUCUGAUCAAGGUACAGAAAAGCUAGACGCGGGUACAGACGCGCCUCAUCACCUCCCUCUAUUUUGCUGUCUUUAAAGCAGCCUUUCUAGUGUUUUACAGCUAAUCUAUACAAAUGCGUCACAGAGUCGACAUCUUCGGCAGAUGCCUUCAUCAGCCCAACAAAGAAUCAUUUUUUUCCAUUGCAUCUCACAAUCGCCCAUAAAUCGAAGGUAAUUUCUAACUUCUCCACCAUUUCCGUCUCCAUUUUUGUCUUGCUUUCGAGUAUUGGAAGUUAUUUUUAUUAAGCUCGUGUGAAGUUGAAUUAUAUGAGAUUUCCUAUUUUCAUAUCUCUACCGAUCCUUCACUGUCUUUCUGUCUUCGGUAUACAUGCGCGGUGGGAACGGGCGUCGACUUAUCUGCCGACGGCUGUAAUUGCGGCCGUCCGGCGAUCCACAGCACUUCUUAUUAUUCUACUCCUUACAGUAGGGCAGUGAGAGUGUUAUAUUCACGCGCUGAGGAUUUUCUCGGUGCUCCUCUCUGACUUCCAUUGAAAGGGGAGGAAGGAGAUAGAUCGAAUAGAGGGCUUUUUCAACGCUUUUUGGAGAACAAAAGAAAGGCAAUCAUACACAAGUCAAUUUCCUUUUCAGACAGCUAAUUGCUGCCGCCGAGUGGCACCGACGAAGUGAAUUUGGCAGUGAGGCCACUAGGAUAUUUUCGAUUCUUGACUUUUCUUUGAAUUUACUCAUUUACAUGCUAGGUAUUUGUCAAUAGAUAAUGAAACAGUAAGAGAGAGAAAUAGAUCAUUAGAUCUUAUUCCCUUUUUACGUACAGUAAUCAAUAAUGGCCGCAUAAAUUAAUUAGCACCUAAUCAUUCCGUCUUCGUGCUUAUUAUGAUUACUACUCCAUAUUUUUUCUGAGUGUGCUAUUACUUCUUUUAUUUUUUGAGUAUUAUUAUUGUUAUUACGGAGUAGUAUUUUUGUUGUUAUUAUUUUUAAUAUUAUUGGCAUUAUUAUUAUAAUAUUAUUAUCACUAUUAUUAUUGUGUGUUCAAUUGAGGGGUAUACUUGACAUGUGAAUAUGGAUAUAUAAAGUAUUGGAAAAUUAAUCACAUAAGUAUCCAAAUCACAUAACAUCACACAAUAAGUCUAUAUUUUAUUAAUAAAAUAUAUUUUAAUUUAAUUUUUUCAUAAAUAAGCAUAAUCACCCAAUAAAGCCACUUCAUCCAGAACUUCGAGCCCGGUUGGUUACCCCUUUUUUUUCGGCUUAUAAGACUUAUUGACUUAUUGGCCAUCUUUUUCAUCAAACACGUAAUUUUUUAUUUCGCGCGCUGAAGUUUGUAAUAAGUAGAAAAAGUAAGGUUGAAGUUACUUUUCUGUCUGUUCUGACUGAAGUUACCGUAGAGGAUCAUUUUAAAUAUUUUUUUCAUAUAAUUUUUUAUUUAAUUUAUUAAUAACAACUAUUUUAAAUAUAAUUUUUUCAUGAAUCAGCAGAAUCAGCCAAUACAAACACUUCAGCCAGAACUUCAUAAAUUUCAGCAGAAUCAGCCAAUUCAGCCAAUUUUAGUGUUACUAAAUGGGUUCAUCAUAAAUUUCAGCAGAAUCAACCGAUUCAACUGAUUUCAGUAUUACCAAACAAGCUCUACUAACUUAUUUAGGGGAAGUGAUUUUCUAGAAUAUAAUAUAUCCAUUUUUUUCUUUUGCAACACAUUAUCUAUCUAUUUUUUUUAAUCUUUUCACACACAGACUCCACCUUUUGUAGCUACACUUUUUCACAACUUUUAUAGUCAGCUCUUCGGAGUCGGCCACCUUUUCCACACCUAUUUACUAUACGGGUCAUUCUCCUACCGCCUUAUGACGCCUUGUAGAACAUUGGUUAAAAAAUAAAAACUACACUCUACAUUUGAAAGAAGGCCAUGUUUGUUAAUUAAUUUUGGAAGUGUGACUCUUCUUUUGGAUAGUCUAGUUCAAUGUUAUGGUAAGGUUGACAAUGUAACCAUCAUCGGGUUCCAUACUUCCAUCUGGUUCUAGAUCAGUAUGUUAGCCUAUUUUUAAAACAAAAGGUCUGGUCCCAUCCGUGUCUUACUUUCGAGGAAUCAGAACAGUAAACAUGGCUCGGUCUGUUGGUUUAGUCUCCUGGACCAUGUCCACCCCCUAAACGGAGGUGGAACUUACAAGCUCUAACAAUGUCAGGUUUCUAAAAAGUGUUACUACCUCCGUUCCUAUUAAAACUUCCAAAUAGGUUUGGCACAGAGUUUAAGAUAGUGGUUAUUGUGUGGUGGAGAGUUAUGCAGAGGAGAGAGAAAUGUGUAAGAAAUGUUGUGAACCACAAAUUCUUUACUAAAAAGGGAAAGUUGAAGUUUUAAUUGGAACGGAUGAAAAAGGAAAGUUGGAAGUUUAUUUAGGAACGGAGGGAGUAUUUCCUAAAAAGGUAGUGGAGCCAAGCGCCAAUGCGGGGUUUGGGGAAGAGGGUCAAGACGAAAUCAAUUGCGGAGUAUAAAAGAAAACAACGGACGGUCAAGGGGGUUUGGAAUGUCUAGAUGGACUGUUUAGGGAUGUUUAGAAUAGAGAACAAUGUGUAUCUUUAUUUGAUGAUUUUGUUGUGUACAGGAAUAACAUAGACUGAUGAACACUGUAAUGGAAGACAAGAGGCUAAACCUAAACCAACCUUUUCUCUCUGUAAGACGAACCGAUAGGCCAACUGACACUUCCACUCCCCCUCGCCCUCGCCCUCCAUACAAAUCGAAACUAAACUCGGGACCUUUGAGGGAUCCGGGAGUUGUGCCCUUCCGCUGGGAGCACAGCCCUGGAAGACCAAAACACGAAACUCAUCAUACAUCUGCUGUCUCUGUUGGUAAGGCGUCUCCUCCCAUUAUUCCAAAACUCCCCCCAGGCAGAACUUCAAAAGCAGACCAGCAACAACGCCUUAAUAGUAAAGGUUCUGAAAUGGAAAACAUUUCUCAACAUGAGUCAUUGAGAAAAAAGAUGGUGAAACCAAUUAGUUUUAGCAGUUCAAAUGGUAGCAUUGAAGAUGAAGAAGAAAAAGAAGAAGAGAGAGUGGAAUCAUCAUCUGAUGAAGAUGAAACUUACGUAGAUGCCCUUGACACGAUAUCAAGCAAACCUGAAUCAGCUUUCCUGAAUCAUAGUACUGCUAAUGGCUUUAGUGGAUUGAAUGAACCAAACGGGACCUUCACGGCAGAUCUCCAAACUCGAGAUUUCAUGAUUGAUCGGUUUCUGCCUGCAGCCAUCUCAAUGGCUACAGAAAUGCCUUCACAUGCUCCCAGGAAGCAAUCUGUCGUUCUGGAACAACCAAGAAAUCAUCCAGUCAACACAGUAAAUGCAGAUAGGCAGCGACCUCAACUGCGUUAUGGGCCCAGUUUUGCACGCCACUAUUACCAAUCUCAUGAUUACGCAGAAGUAAUAAAUGACAAUGAUGACGAAGAUGGUCAUGAUAAUGAUGGAUAUUUACCUCCUAAAGCAUGUGGUUUAAUACCCCGUUUUUGUUUGAAAGGUUCAUUUUUUCUAAUGAAUCCGCUACCCGGUAUGAGUGCAAGGACUCGAGUCCCUAUGUCUCCUAGCAGCAGUAGAAUGCAGACUGGAUCCUCAUCUGCUGGAUCUUGUAGUGGAACAGAGAAUGAGCGAUCAGCAUCUGAUGUAAGCGAGCGUCAGCCAGUUAUUGGAUUUCUAACAGCAGAAUCUCAUGAAGACAAUAAUGAAUCAGAUGAUGAAUUCAAAAAGAGAAUUACCCAAAACAUUAAUGAUAAAAAUGUUGAUGGACGUCAUUUCAUUGGGCUGGAUAAACGAAAAUGCAAAAAUUCUGUGGAGUCCUUGAUGGAUAAGAGUAAUAUUGUAGCACCAGAAGAUUCUGACAGUUGUGCAAUUGUAGAGAAAACUCUUUAUGUAGUAGAUACUCUGCAAGAGACAAAGGGAGCACAGUUUAUUAAAGAGGACCAUGAACUUAUGAAGCCUAAGGGAAAACAGAAUAAAAUGGAAGCUUUUCCUUUCAUAGAAGCUAGCACAGAUGAAGGAACCGAUAUAAAGCACAUUGUCCACGAAACUGCUGAUCUCAAACCGCUACUUUCAGCUGAUAAAUUGAACUCUGAAUCUAGAAGAAGACCGAUUCAGGCUUAUGGAAAAGACCAAUUCUUCACAAACACAUCAGUGAUGCCUAACAGUCGAGCGGAUGAAAGUUACAUUGAGGGAACAGAGAGAUUGAAGAAGUCAGUAGAGUUCCCAAUACCACCACCUUUACCCAUGUCUCCAUCAGAGUCAUGGCUUUGUCGCACUUUGCCUUCACUCUCAACAAAGCGUUCAUCACUACAGCGGACCUAUCUUAUUGGAAACGGGAAUCCUCGGAAUGUGGCACCCAAGGUCACUUCAGGAGAUUCAAAAUGGGAAACAAUGGUUAAAACAACAAAGGGGCACCACCAGCAUUUGCGAUACUCUCUGGAGCUAAUGGCAUUGCCACCUAUUCCAGAAACUCAGUAGUAGUGUGAUGUGCACUUGCUAUUACUUGUACUCGAGUCACCAUUCCAAUGGAUUCCAAGGUGAACAAAAGUCAACUACAGUUUUUUGUGCUGCAAUAUAAUGCAGUUUUUUUUCAUACCACUCCAGUGGGAGCCAUAAUUGUAUAUCUUUUUACACCCGUUUCCUGCCAUGUAAUUAUGUACGGCUGCAUUUCCCCUCUUCACAUGCCAUCUUGUUGGCUACUUUAAUGCUGAUGUCCGAAGGACUGGUUGGUUUGUAAAGAGACUAAAACAUACUUCAAUAAUAAAUAAAUGUUUACUUACAA
Messenger RNA from Cuscuta europaea, 4774 nucleotides. Lineage: Eukaryota; Viridiplantae; Streptophyta; Magnoliopsida; Solanales; Convolvulaceae. The record is from the annotation of a GenBank genome assembly.